Molecule: messenger RNA, 1062 nt
Organism: Oncorhynchus gorbuscha (pink salmon)
Lineage: Eukaryota; Metazoa; Chordata; Actinopteri; Salmoniformes; Salmonidae
Product: ras-related protein Rab-21
Exons: 7
Coding region: 195-854 (219 amino acids)
Biological process (GO): Rab protein signal transduction
Molecular function (GO): GTP binding; GTPase activity
Source: RefSeq, a predicted model, not a curated record
AGGGAGAGCAGAGCGAACCAGCCAGCUGAGGGUGUGGGGGGGAGGAAAUCAGUUUGGGUCUACAAAGAGCUGGGCGACUGUAACAUUGGUUCCUAUUCUGAUUCUGAUUGAUUUCGAUUUGACACAUCUCAUGUGAUUAGAGGGACAGUACAUUCGACUGGGCUACUUAUACUCCUAAUCAUAUCUAUUUGACCAUGGCGGCUGGCGGCGGAGCGGGUAACAAAACCUACUCGUUCAAGGUGGUUUUGUUGGGAGAGGGUUGUGUCGGCAAGACCUCGCUCGUGUUGCGCUAUUGUGAAAAUAAAUUCAACGACAAACACAUCACCACACUUCAGGCGUCCUUCCUCACCAAGAAGCUCAACAUCACAGGGAAGAGGGUGAACCUGGCCAUCUGGGAUACAGCAGGUCAGGAGCGCUUCCACGCCUUAGGUCCCAUCUACUACAGAGACUCCAACGGAGCCAUAUUGGUCUAUGACAUCACAGAUGAGGACUCUUUCCAGAAGGUGAAAAACUGGGUCAAAGAAUUGAGGAAAAUGUUGGGGAAUGAGAUUUGUUUAUGUAUAGUAGGUAAUAAAGUAGAUCUGGAGAAGGAGAGACAUGUAUCAGUUGAAGAGGCAGAAGGGUAUGCAGAGUCGGUGGGGGCAAAACACUAUCACACAUCAGCCAAACUAAACAAGGGGAUAGAGGAACUCUUCCUUGACUUGUGUAAAAGAAUGAUGGAGACGGCCCAAGCAGAGGAGAGGGCGAAGGGUAACGGAGCCAGCCAGUCAACGACAUCACGAAGGGGGGUACAGAUCGUGGACGAUGACCCUCAAGCCGCCACGGCCGCGGGGGGCUGCUGCUCAUCCGCUUAACCCCCCACGUCCCAACUUACCCCAUCCUCCCUCUUUCCCCCCCUUAAGCAACCAGGACUGUUGCCUCCCCCUCAUCUCCCUCCUUAUGACAUGAAGACUGCUGUUCUCCCUCUGAGUCGUCAUCCACUUUACUCACUACACUUCUCCCUCUAUGGAACAAUGUGCUUAUAUACCAUUCUUUAUACUGUAAUAUUCAUUCAUUGCCCCC